Messenger RNA from Aspergillus oryzae RIB40, 1719 nucleotides. RefSeq names its product WD40 repeat domain-containing protein. Bases 1 to 1719 code for a protein of 572 amino acids. The transcript is spliced from 5 exons. NCBI's taxonomy places the organism in Eukaryota, Fungi, Ascomycota, Eurotiomycetes, Eurotiales, Aspergillaceae. Gene Ontology annotation, biological process: carbon catabolite repression of transcription. Gene Ontology annotation, molecular function: protein binding. Gene Ontology annotation, cellular component: nucleus; cell division site; cell tip. The record is from RefSeq and is a predicted model, not a curated record.
AUGGCGCAAGGUCCCUCAUGCGCAUCGGAGCUCCACUAUUACCGAGCUUUGGAUCAUGCUAAUGCUGGUUUUGCGACAGGGACUUACCACCUCAAAGAUGACUUGCACCUCGCAACCCCUCCUCCACAUCCUUCCGAGGCCCCCGUCGUAAACCCCAACCCUCUUGCGACUGUCCCAACGCCCCCAACAUCUGGCGUCAAGCUGUCGCUGGUUAGUGUUGGCCAAAGAAACAAGCUCCCUGUGUUUACGUCGAAAGAGAAAGUAACUGCGCCGCCAUUCGCAGAUGGCAACCCUGCUUUAGCGGCCAUCCCUACGAAGGAUGGCUUGAAAAGACGGAAGCCCAAGAACAACAUCAUAAAGAGCAGUUCGUCAUUUGUCUCACGGGUCAUCACUCAUGAAGCUUCUUCUAAACGACUCAAUGAUCGGAAUCCUGACGGUCUGUUCGCCUUCGCUAAUAUCAAUCGGGCAUUCCAGUGGUUGGAUCUUAGCUCAAAAAACAAAGAGGAACCGCUGGCGAAAAUCCUCUUCACUAAAGCGCACAUGUUGACACAUGAUAUCAAUGAGCUAACAAAAAGCUCUUCUCAUAUCGACAUUGCUAUGGGCUCGUCGGCUGGCGACAUAAUCUGGUACGAGCCUAUCUCCCAGAAGUAUGCACGGAUCAACAAGAAUGGAGUUGUCAGCAAUUCUCCAGUAACUCAUAUCAAAUGGAUUCCUGGAUCCGAGAAUAUGUUCAUGGCUGCGCAUGCAAAUGGACAAUUGGUCGUGUACGAUAAGGAGAAGGAAGAUGCGCUUUUCACGCCUGAAAUUAGCAAUCAUUCGGCGGAGGCGAUGAAAGCAUCUAGUCGACUACCGUUACAGGUGCUGAAAUCAGUAAACUCCAGGAACCAGAAGACCAACCCGGUUGCGUUAUGGAAACUUGCCAAUCAGAAGAUCUCCCAAUUCGCCUUCUCUCCCGAUCAAAGGCAUCUGGCUGUGGUUCUAGAGGAUGGAUCGCUACGCGUGAUGGACUAUCUUAAAGAAGAGGUCCUAGACAUUUUCCGUAGUUACUAUGGAGGCUUGAUAUGCGUUUGCUGGUCACCUGACGGCAAAUACAUUGUGACAGGUGGCCAAGAUGACCUUGUUACGAUAUGGUCAUUUCCAGAGCGCAAGAUCGUUGCACGAUGCCAAGGGCACAAUUCCUGGGUCUCUACCGUUGCAUUCGACCCAUGGCGCUGUGACGAGAGGACAUACCGGUUCGGGAGUGUUGGGGAUGAUUGCAGGCUGCUACUGUGGGAUUUCAGUGUAGGCAUGCUGCAUCGCCCUAGAGCUCAUCAAGCUAGUGCCCGGCAGCGCACCAGCAUGAUUGCAAGCAAUACACAGCACUUCAAUCGCCACAGAGCCGACAGCGCAAGCAACCGGAUGAGGUCGGAUUCUCAGCGAACUGCAGACACCUACAACGAUUAUGACUCUGCUGUCCGUCAUCCGGUAGAACCUAGGGCUCGGACAGCGUUAUUACCACCUAUAAUGUCAAAAAUCGUCGGGGAUGAUCCUAUUUGCUGGUUAGGGUUCCAAGAAGACUCGAUCAUGACUUCUUCUCUUGAAGGUCACAUUCGCACCUGGGAUCGCCCUCGAGAAGGCAUCAAUGAUAGUUACAAUGGUAACACCUCGUCGCCCGCGAUCAGCACCAGUGCCGCCGGGUCUGGGUCGGGCAUAGCAGACUCGGCCAUGGGCUCAUUGUAG